GAAAUAUGCUGAAUUAUUUGGGAAUCAGCUUGGAAAAACUUAAACAGUAGAACUGAAUAGAAAUAUUCUUCAUUGUCCCACUGUGGGUAGAUUCAGGCACAUCAGCAGCAAAACAAACUAUGCAGAAUAUGAAAUAUAAGAAUUAGAGACAUUACUGUAAGAGUAAAUUUAUAAUGCAAGGAAAAUACUAUCGUUAUUAAAAAUAGUAUUCAGAUCAGAAGGAAUGUGCAACUCAGAAUGAAAUUAAAAAAUUUGUUCAAGAUGUGUAUAUUUGUGCAUAUAAAACAAGAACAGAGUACAAUAAAUAGAAAACCUGUGAACAGAAGGAAUGUAAACAGUUCUUGAGUUUGUAAACUCCUGGGGAAAGGAUCUGCGAUAACGCUCGUUUGUGCAAUAAGCUGCUGUACCUUUUGAAUAAGUGACUAAUUUUUACUGAAUUUUAUAGUGUGCUACUUCUGAUUACGUUCUAAUAUUUUGAGCUGGAACAGAGCUUUGGGAUCAGAGGUGUUUAAGACCACAGGUGACCGACAUUAAAUGUAACACGGCUCAUAGUCUUUAAACCUCUGUGUGAAUCUUCAGCCAUUUAACUGUUUUUAUCCAACAAAGAAAUGCUAAAGCCACUUUAUCACCACCUCUAAAUCAGAUGUGUAUUUCCAGCAUGUUUGGAUCUUCCUCUCUCUCCUCCUGGCCGAUGCUCAGGUCUGCAGGAUGGCGUUUAGAGCUGCUCCAUCGUCUUCGCACAGCUGACUGCUCCCGGUCAUCAGUGCAGUCGGCUACAUAUUCGAUGUGACAUCUCCUUCCAUCCUCUAAUGAAUUUUUUAUGUCUGUUCCUCUCCCGCUGACACACAGACGGGCCUCGUAUCGGUUCUGUUCGGUAAACUGUGCCGUUCUAAAUGGCAGCGCUGCUCUGGAGUCUGGGCCUCCUCCUACUCUCUGCUGCGCUGUGGAUGCUACAGUCCACAGCUGUUGGGAAAUCAAUUUCCUUUCCAAAUUAUCAAUCCAGAAAAUUUGAAAAAACAAAACAGACCUGCAACGUAACUGCAACAACAUAAGUAGAUUAUUACUUUGACUUUUCCACAGUGGAGUCCAGGCGGCACCUUUCAAAUAUUUACAGGCCCUGAAUCGAGACAUGGCUGGAGAGAUUUAUUUAUUUUCAUGAUCAGAUUUAGUGAAUGAAAUUAACUAAAUUGAUGGUUUUCUAUGGUAAAGCAGCUUUAAAGGAAACUGAUUCUGUUUUCUGUUAAAGAAAUCAGUCAAUCCAACAGAUUUUCCUUCAACUGGAUUUCUGGUUCCAUGUUGGAUCUUUGAUUGGCCAGUCCAAGACCCAAUCCCUGCAUCUGUCCUUCCUUCCUGUUGUAGUUACUUCCUUCUUUCCUUUCUUAUCCUUCAUACUUUCCUUACUUUAGUCCCUUCCAUUCGUCCUUCCCAUCAUUACCUCUUCCUUCCUUCUUACCUUGAACCUUUUCUUUCUUCCUAUUUUAGUCUCAUCCUUCUUUCAUAUCUUAGCCCCUUUAUUCUGCAUCUUUCCUUCCUUCCUGUUAAUCCUUGUGUCCCUCCUUUCUUAUCCUCGUCUCUUUUUUCCUUCGUCUUCCUUCCUUCUUAGUCCCGUCCAUCUUCCUUCCCGUCAUCACUCCUUCCUUAUACUUUCCUUCCUAUGUCCCUCCAUUCAUAGCUUCCCAUCUUCUUUCUUCCUAUCUUUGUCCCCAUCUUCCUUUUUUCCUUCCAUGCCAUCUGCCACUACUGACUGGGAGUUUGAGAAAAGAGAAAGAGAAAGAGAGACAGAGAAGCUGAUCUAGGAGUACUUUCUAUGUUAAGGGAAAGUAGAAGCGUUCGUGGCCUAGUGACUCCUCUAGUUGUUUCGUCUUGGAGAGAAACCGAUGAUCUCUCAGUUACAGGCUGUAAAUAAAGAAGUAAACCAUUCAGCGUUCACCUUCCUUCAAACCAGCAGCUUUCCAUGUUUCUGUUUACUUUCUAAUUAUUCCAGCUGGAUAUGAGUGACUGUGCUGAGACUGGUGUCCCUGCUGUGAUUGGCUGAUUCAUCUCCCGUCUGCCUCCACCCAUUGGCCGGCUGCAGCAGGUUGGGAGGGGCAGCUCUGGGCAUCCUCCCCCUGCUCCUGUAGCUGAGCUUGUAAAUGUGAAGAGUCUUUCUCCGGCUUUUAUCCGAGUGACUUCAGCGUUCUGCCUCUGAGCGAGUGAGUGUGUGUGUCGGAAGGAGAGUUAAAGAGAGGAAGGAACGGAGAGAGGGAGGGAGAGCCAAGCGGCGUUUAUUUUUCUCCCCCCUGCUCCCUGUCACUCCAUCCUUCCUCCCCUGACCUGGACCACCCUCCAGUCCUGCUUCCAGCCCGAACCGGGACCCCCAUCCACCCGAACCGCCCCGGGUCCCUUUGACUCUCCUCACUUCUCCGUCCCACCAACCGCCACCCUGACAGAAAGCAAACACGCAGUCCAGCAGCAGACAAUCCGUGAUGAGCCGGCGGAAAGGCAAACGUCUCUGCUCGUAAAUACGUCCAUGUUCAAGAUUUACGGCUAGUAAUUCCAUCUCCAGAAGAAGCCUGGUCGAUUGCUUUUUGCACCUUUCCUGCAGUUCAUGCAGGAAACGCUGUGUGCAGCUCCGCAUGCAGAAUAUCCACAUAACACAGAAAUUCCUCUCUGGUUCUGUUUGGAGUGCUGACUGCUAAGACCUCAGCUUCACACAAUCCUUAAGCCCAGCUGUCAGCGGUAAUUUGGUCUAAAAACACCUCAGCUCAACAACAGCAGCAAAACAGAAAUCCAGUUGACCUCAUUCCAUCUGAGUUCUGGAGGUCACAGGUCACAUGACCUGGAAGAAAAAACCCAGGAGGCUUUUGGGAUCGCUCUCCGCAUGGGCUGGCUAUCAACCUGAAGGGAGGUCAAAAGGCUGAUGAACUGAGCGCAUUCAUCUGGUGUCCUGUAUGCCCUGGGAACCCUGCGCCCAGCACAAAUCAGGUGACUGGCUGGCUGGAAUAUCUCUGCUCUCCAUCUUCCUCUGAAACGUCCCGCUGCCCUGCCCAGCAUGGAGAACACCAAGGUCCAGUCAGAGGGCGGGCUGAAUGUCACCCUGACCAUCCGCCUCCUCAUGCACGGGAAAGAAGUGGGGAGUAUAAUCGGUAAGAAAGGAGAAACUGUGAAGAAAAUGCGUGAAGAGAGCGGAGCAAGAAUCAACAUUUCAGAGGGAAACUGUCCAGAGAGGAUCGUCACCAUCACUGGACCUACAGACACCAUUUUCAAGGCUUUCGCUAUGAUUGCCUAUAAAUUUGAGGAGGACAUAAUCAAUUCGAUGAGUAACAGUCCAGCCACCAGCAAGCCGCCCGUCACCUUGAGGCUCGUUGUGCCAGCCAGCCAGUGCGGCUCUCUCAUCGGGAAGGGCGGCUCCAAAAUCAAAGAGAUGAGAGAGUCCACAGGGGCCCAGGUUCAGGUGGCGGGGGACAUGCUGCCCAACUCCACCGAACGCGCCGUGACAAUCUCUGGAACCCCAGAAGCCAUCAUCCAGUGUGUCAAACAGAUCUGUGUGGUCAUGCUGGAGUCCCCACCAAAAGGUGCCACCAUCCCUUACCGCCCAAAGCCUGCCUCCACCCCAGUCAUCUUUUCAGGUGGCCAGGCCUACACGAUUCAGGGACAGUAUGCCAUCCCACACCCAGACCAGUUGACCAAGCUCCACCAGUUGGCUAUGCAGCAAACCCCCUUUACCCCCCUCGGACAGACCACCCCUGCUUUCCCUGGUUUGGAUGGCAGCCCACCAGCCAGCACCCACGAACUCACCAUUCCUAAUGAUCUAAUAGGCUGUAUUAUUGGACGCCAGGGAACCAAAAUAAAUGAGAUUCGACAGAUGUCUGGGGCGCAGAUCAAAAUCGCCAAUGCCAUGGAGGGCUCAUCAGAGCGGCAGAUAACCAUCACAGGGACCCCUGCAAACAUCAGCCUGGCUCAGUACCUCAUCAACGCCAGGUUCAGAGACGUGGCCGCCAUGUGGAACGACCCAUCGUCCAUGACUACAUCCUGAAGGCUCUAGCAUUAGCACCUCGAUUCCACUUUCACUGUUAGCUUGGAGCCAAUAAGUCCUUUGUUAAAGUUUGUUUUCUGCGUAUUGGUGUAAAAAUACUUUGACAUUUUGAGAAACAUGUUUAUCCUGCUGUUAAUGUAGAUAAAGAUACAAUUAGUCAUGCAUUAGCUUAGCCUCAGUUAGCAUUCCCAGUUAGCUUAGCAUCAGAAACAUCUAAACCAGAAACAUUUUGAAAUAAAAAUUUGUUUCAGUGACAACAAAACAUUUUUAAUUUUUAAAACCUUGAAAAGUGAGUUUAGAUGUUAUUAAAAAUGUCAAACUAUAUUUUAAACAUUUAUUUAGCAUGUAGCAUUUCAAAGAAGUCAUUUCUGUUGCUCAGUAUUAUCAUAGAUAAAAUGACAAAUUAUGUCAUUGUAUGCAUAAAGUAAAAAAAAUACUAUUUAAAAAGAGUAAAACGUGAAUAAAAGCCUUUUAAACGGCGGUUUAAUGCGGUUAGAGCGAUGUGAUGCUGCAUGGCCUCAUUAGGGUUUAACACGACGUCCAGCUGAUUUCACUGCAGAAUAACUUUCACUCUGAAAGUUUCUCUUUCACAGUUUUUUAUUUUUAUUUGUGUCUCCGCCCUCCCUGCACCUCGCCCGCCUCCCAUCCCUUGUUCUUCACCGUUUUCAGGCUGACGUCUGAAGUCACUGGAAUGGGCUCGCUCUAGUUUCCAUCCUCCUCCACGCAUCACAUGACCUCUGAGUUAACGGCAUUAAACGUGGUUUAUCGACCUCCGUUUGACCGUUCUGCUGUUUUAAAUCGAUAUUGUAAAGGUGUCGCUCUUACCUGAAGCUGUCUUUGCUUUUCUCAGAGCUCUGGACUCUUUUGCCUUCUUUUGUUUUUGUCGCUCUACGUUUCACAAACAUUUGCUCUGACGAGUUCUUGCUCAUUUUCUGAUCAUUUUCUGACGCAGUGAGUUGCUUGCAGAAGUUAUUGCCUGUUUGUCUCAGUCACGGUUUGCAUGACUCGGCAUUUCAGAUUUAUUUUAAAGUCAUGUGGAAAUGGAAGCUGGAACUGAAUACAUUUGUUAGAUUUUCAAGCCGAUCUGACAAAAAGCUGGAGAAUGAAGGUUUUUCAUGUAAAUGACGGCAGCAGAGAGUAAAAUUUGUUUCCACCUGUAGCCAUUUGUGUUCCUGACGCUGUAAUUUUACCUCUGUGCGCCUGGACCUGUGGGGAAGUCGGCUGCGUUGCGUUUGCAGGCCAGUGAAAUCUCUGGAGUCGUGUGGAUUUUCUUUUAGCUUCGUUGGAGCUCUGAGAAAUGAUUUCUUGCACAGAUUAUGUUUCUCUUCUGCAUGUUUUUAACUUUGCACCAUUUUCUAUUGUGAACAUUGAAGCAUAAAUCAGCUCCCAAAAAUAUAAAGUGUCAGUUUCAUUAGUGGCAGAGUGUUUUGUUCUCCUUUGAACAAAAGCAGAAUGACAAAAUAGUAUUUUCCAGUCAAAGCUGAAUGUACAGGAGGUUUAUUUUAAAUGCUACGUUUUAACUGGUUUGUUUGUAUUUUAGGAUAAUGUGGCUUAAAAAUUACACUGGAGAAACUGAUAAGUUUGAUUAUUGAUGUCCAUCCAUGGAUCUCCAGCAGCUAUUGGUAAAAACCUUCACAGAACCACAUCCUCACUACAUCCAGCCGCCAUCUUGGAACGUUUUGAUGCAUCCAUGUUCCGACUCCCGAAUAAAAUGGAUGCUUUACAGAACCAGCUAAAAUACAAAGGAGCUAAUUCAGGCUUUAGUUUCAGAUGUUGCAGUCAGAGUUGCUGACACAUAAUUUAAAUUCAGUGGUGGGCACCGCUAGCUAAAGAGUUAGCUAUCCAAAGGAACUAAUCAUAAACAUGAGUUCUGCUAACGCUAACGCACUACGACAAUACAGUAUCCUGUGGAAGCUAAUGCUAAAGCGCUAACAGACAGAGACAUGGCUCCUGUAUGAUUUAGUUUGAAAUAAAUUUAGUAAGGGGGAGAAAAAAAGGAGAAAACGUGAUGAACUUGCUGCGCAAACUUCAGAAUAAAAGCAUGAAUAUGAAAAUUUGUUAAAACACAAUAAAAACUUUGACACAAAAGUGUAACUUUAUCCAGCUGAAAGUUUACAAAAGAGUCAUAAUCUAUCUAGAAAAACAGAUGCAGGGGAAGCUAAGUGUGCUAAACGAUUUCAAUGUUUGCUAAAGUGCUAAAUGAAGAGCUAGCGCUCCUGUUAGCAGAAAUGUGCCCACCACUGCUGGCUGAUGACACGCCAUCUUUUAGCCCUGAUCAUUCAAUAUUCCUUAUUUGGUUUCACUCUGAUCAGAUCUGUCGUUUCAAUCACAUCUUGGUUUCUGUGCAAAAGGAAAAAAUAAUUAUAUGAAGUGAUUUUUGAAGGUAAUGAUUUGUAAUGUUAUGAUUAUGUUUUUGAUCAUUAAGAUCUCAGAUUUUUUCUGUACUGAGUUUGUCUGUAGUGUUUUGUAAAGGAGAGAUGAUAAGAAUAAAAACUGUUUGUUCUUUUCCUC
Molecule: messenger RNA, 6526 nt
Organism: Gambusia affinis (western mosquitofish)
Lineage: Eukaryota; Metazoa; Chordata; Actinopteri; Cyprinodontiformes; Poeciliidae
Product: poly(rC)-binding protein 3
Exons: 18
Coding region: 3032-4015 (327 amino acids)
Biological process (GO): regulation of RNA metabolic process; regulation of gene expression
Cellular component (GO): cytoplasm; nucleus
Molecular function (GO): mRNA binding
Source: RefSeq, a predicted model, not a curated record